AUGUCAAAUAGAAGAUACUCUACAAUAACUGGUGCAGAAGCAGACUCGCUUCUUCAGUCACGAUUGGCUGAACUCAGAAGAUUACAAGAGAUCGAAUCAUUGACCAACAGAAUGGCCAAACUACUUCAGGCAUUAAACCACCAGAUCACAUUGAUGCAACUAGGAACGAGCUCUGUUGCAGAUGUAACUGCUAACUGGAUACAAAUUGUUAGAGCAGUGAGUUUGGCUGCAAAUUCAAUGAUGGUCUACAACGAAGAAGACUUCAAAAAUGGUUUGCCAACAACCGAAAGACUCGUCCGUUGUGCUUUGAACGAUAUUGGUGCUAUUGUGAGUAACCUCAGCGAAGAACAAGAUGGUGGCAAAAGCGAAACUAGUGAAGAAACUUGA
Messenger RNA from Pichia membranifaciens NRRL Y-2026, 387 nucleotides. RefSeq lists its product as hypothetical. The record is from RefSeq and is a predicted model, not a curated record. The coding region runs from base 1 to 387 and encodes 128 amino acids. Gene Ontology annotation, cellular component: DASH complex; mitotic spindle pole body; mitotic spindle. The transcript has a single exon. Gene Ontology annotation, biological process: attachment of spindle microtubules to kinetochore; mitotic cell cycle. NCBI's taxonomy places the organism in Eukaryota, Fungi, Ascomycota, Pichiomycetes, Pichiales, Pichiaceae.